GCAUACAAAGAGAAGAGAAGAUUUCUGCCAAGUCCAACCAAAAUAAUCAAUGCUCAAGAGACAUAGCAUAAUUAGGAGUAUGCAUGUCUUUGUGCAUGGUGUUGAGUGUAUGGUGUGUUGUGUAAAGUAUAUACUUAAUGGACUAUGCAGUCCCUGAUGUGUUAGCCUUAUUAAUUUAAUAGGUAACUGUACUUAUAAUAUCUUACAUAGACAAUGACUACUUCUUAUGGUCAUGCACAUGAAUUAGUUAUAGCUGAGAAUUGAGUAAGCUAGUGCAUGCAUGGCUGCAUAAUUAAAGUCGAUGUAUCCCACGUGAGUAUGUAAGUAUAAUGCUGUGCUGGUGUUGGGUUGCAGGUAUGUGCAUUGUGUUGUCCUUCUUAGAUCAUUCAGAUGUGUAUGUCUGCAUCCAUGGCUUUAGUGGUUCCCCAUUGUAAAUAUAUGGCAUCCUUUCCUGUGUGGUGUGUACUGACGUGACCAUGUUUGGUGGUGUGCAGUAACCAAUGACGAUUUGAAUCAACCUGAUGAUAUUGAUCGUAUCCUCACUAGUAGUUUGGUUAUACAGAGACAUUGGAAGCAAGUCACUGCCUGAAAUGAGUUUAACUUACUGUCUUGCGGAAAAACUCUAUUGCGCUAGUGAUGGUGGCUGUGACAAAAAAGUGUUUGAGCUGCUACAAAGAGGAGCUCCACCCAACAGUGAAUACUACACUAGAGUAAAGAGUGGACUCACUCCACUACUCCUGGCAUGUGCUAACAACCAUCUCUGUAGUGCAGAACUACUCAUCAAGUUUGGAGCGAUUGUAGCUGCUACAGAUAACGACGGUUGGACCCCCUUACACUACGCAUGUCUCUACAACUGUAAGGACACUGCUAAGCUGUUACUGGAGCAUCACUGUCCCACAGAUAUCAAGGACAGUGAUGGACGGACUGCUGCCACAUAUAGCGUGCACCUUACCUUGGCUGACUAUGUGGAGGAGUUCCAGCCUGGACCUAGAGAUCCUCUGUCUUCGUACCCAACACUGGAACAACUGAGUCAGCUGGAAUGUGACCAAUGGCUUCAACUUGGUGUUCGCUUGGGAUUGGGCAAUGACCAACUGGAAACCAUAAAGAAGAGUCAACAUCCCACAGCAGCAACUCUCCAGGCAGCCAAAAUUAAGAAUAUUGACAUGCAGUGGAAGGAUAUUGUGGAAGCUCUAGUGAGCAUUGGGGAAGGUGAGAGUGCUCUGUCAGUGAGUGCAUUCUAUGGCUGGCUGGACUGUGUCAAGCAUCUUGUGGAAACUGUGGGCCUCAAUCCAAAAGAUAUAGUCAACAAGGCUGGUGACACCCCACUCUCUCUGGCCUGUGCCAACGGCCACUUGGACACAGUCAAGUAUCUUGUGGACAAGCAUCAUUGUGAUCCUAGAGGUAUCCUCUUACUAGCAGUAAAGCAAAAUCAAAAAUCAAAAGUGCAAUUUUUACUGGUAAAAUUCCAUAGCGAUCCGAAUGUGACCAACGAAGAAGGCAAGACACCUCUCGAUUUGGCAAACGACCCAGCGAUUAUAAAGCUCCUCUUGAAACACGGAGCCAAGGCCGCCAAUGUCUACAAGGAACACAGCAAGCUCAUCGGAAAGCUCUCCUCCGAGCGACCCCCACACCUUCCUCUGUUUGUGCUCAUCAUUGGCGAUGGUGGCGUGGGGAAGAGCACUCUGUUGAAGUCCAUUCUGAGCCCAAAAGGGUUUCGGUCCAUAUUCAAGAGAGCAAGACCCGUAGAUGGCGUCGAUGCGAGGACAGUGGGGAUCAUACCGUAUGAAGUAUACACCAAAGAGUUUGGGAGAAUCAUCUACUUUGAUUUUGCUGGCCAGAAAGAAUUUUACACGAGCCACAGUGCCAUUCUGGAGAAUGCUGUUCAAACCUCACCACCCAUUAUUAUCCUCUGUGCUAAGCUUGUAGCAAGUGAGCAGGCGAUUAUUGCAUCCACGUAUCGUUGGUUGACUCUUGUCCAAAACCAGUGCACCAAUCUGAAAGGCAAAGCCCACGUGAUAGUAGUUGGUAGCCAUGCCGACCAAGUAACGGAAAUGGGAGAUGAUCCGCAAGCCAAAGCGGGAAUCUUUGCCCCCAUUAUCAAGCAAUUCCCGAGAUUUAUGUUCACAGAGUUCAUUCCAAUGGAUUGCCGCUUUGCUGAUUCGAAUGACAUGACAAAAGCAAGAAAACAGAUUCAGAAAAGCUCUGCCAUUCUCCGCUCUCCAGAAACUAUCAGCCUGAAUGCUCACACUUUUUAUAUCUACCUUGCCGAGAGCUUCAAAGACGACCUUGCUUUGACGUUGGGAAAUGUAUAUGAAAGAAUUAAAAGCGAUCUUAACGAGGAUCUGUCAAAACGCACCCAAGACAUUCUUUCUUUCAUACCCAGCACCGUCCCUCACCUUGUAGAGAUCUGCGACCAACUACAUAAAAGAGGUCUCCUCUUGUUUCUCCGCAAUGACAGCUCUCCAGAGAAGUCUUUCUUAGUGAUUGACCAAGCAACGCUUCUGUCUAGAGUCACUGGGACUGUGUUUGCUCCUGAAAAUUUCCGCCAACAUUGCAAGCUAGCUUCAAGCACUGGAGUGGUACCUUUGUCAAAAUUCAAGAAAGCAUUCUUUGGCUUCGAUAUAGAGAUACUGAUUGCCUUCAUGUCUCAUUUAGAGCUGUGUUUCGAAAUUAUGGACAUGCAAGUCUUGGAUUUCAUUUCGAAGGAGAUUGCCUCUUCCACUGACAGAGAUGCUUCUGUUCCUGAGUUUGACACUCGAUAUCUCUUCUUUCCCGGGCUCAUUCGAAUCGAAAUACCAGAGCAAAUGUGGGAAGAAUCGCAAAGCAUCAAGUACCACUUUGGUUGGAUACUCCAAACCUCUCAAGACACAGAGUUUUUCGAUCCUCGCUGCCUUCAGGUCCUCAUUCUGAGGAUAGUAUUCACGUUUCGCCUUGCCCCUGCCCUAAGAGUACAGCAUGAUGUCCCUUCCCUGCAAAGAUUCUGCUCUGUGUGGAAGAGUGGGAUCUGCUGGUGCAACGAUGAUGGGAUUACCGUACACCUCGAACUUGCUGAAAAUGGCCAAUCUCUUGUUCUCAAAAUGCGCUCUGACACAGUGCGACCUGAAGGUCUGAUUCAUCGCUCCAGAAUUAUGAGCACAAUCCGUGAGACUGUUGAAAGUUUUGGUCGCAAUGUGAAUGUGAUUGAAACGGUGAUUGAUCCAAAUCAAGUUGUCAAACAUCCUCUGAAAAAUCCCUCUAACCUCCCACUGGUUAACAUCAAAGAUAUUGCAGCAGCUGUCUCCUCCAACAGAGGCACAAUCAAAUCAACACAGCAAGUUGGCCUCACCUUCAAGCACCUCUUACAGUUUGAGCCGUACGCCGGCCUGGAUCAAACCACCAUACAGUGUAUCCACAGUGACAAGAUUGCCAAGAAAAAUGAGAAAAUCUCCAGUGCAUUUGUUUCCCAUUUUGCCAGCGAAAUUGCCCACCCCGAUAGUGAAAAUCUUGAUCAAGUAGUUCAAAACAGUCGCAUGUACAGAAGAAUCCUGUGCCCUUCCAUUGUCAACAUUCAGUCUGUCAGUCCCAUACAGGAGGUGGUCCAGGCCCUUGAGACGUGGAGGAGUGAGACUGAGGGAACUUACAGCUGUCUGAGGGAGACUCUCAACAAGUGCAGCGUCUUUACUGGAAGAAACCCUCUGGACCUAGCUGGUGUGGCUCAUGAUGAUAUUGAUCCCUCUGUAUUUAGUAUCAGUGGUGAUGAUCAAAAGGAUCCAGGGAUCACCAGCCUCCAUGAGUUGAUGGUCAAGCAUGGAGUCACUGACAAGCAGUUGGAUCGAGAGAUUGCACAAGACGACCUUGCUCCAGUAGCUAUGCACUUUAAUGAUGUGGAGCUCUACCUCAACCCACUGAAGUUGACUGCCAGUGAACAAGCUGACGUGAGGCGAGAGACUUUUUUAAGUAGAAGCAAUCAAGUGGCAGUGAUCAACUGUUUGUCAAUCUGGAGAGGUCACGAACCCAGCGAAGCAACCUUCAGAGCACUGAUUAGGAUCUUAUUGGAUCUGGGGAAGGAAGAGAUUGCUACCAAGAUCUGUCAGUACUUGAAAGAAAAGGCCCAGUGAUCUAUGAGUGCUGAGAGUGACUGACUGUAAAGCUAGAGCUGUAGGACUCUUGUACUGAAUGUGUGCUUUUUAUUUACCAAUUGCUCCAAAUUGUGAGUGUGGAGAGGAAAUAAUCUGUUUAACACUUAUUGCAUUAUUGAUCUUUACCUAA
Halichondria panicea is the source of this 4248-nucleotide messenger RNA. RefSeq lists its product as uncharacterized. Gene Ontology annotation, cellular component: ciliary inversin compartment. The record is from RefSeq and is a predicted model, not a curated record. The transcript is spliced from 10 exons. Gene Ontology annotation, biological process: signal transduction; protein localization to ciliary inversin compartment. Gene Ontology annotation, molecular function: protein binding. Lineage: Eukaryota; Metazoa; Porifera; Demospongiae; Suberitida; Halichondriidae. Bases 522 to 4097 code for a protein of 1191 amino acids.